Trichoderma reesei QM6a is the source of this 2862-nucleotide messenger RNA. RefSeq lists its product as hypothetical. The record is from RefSeq and is a predicted model, not a curated record. Gene Ontology annotation, molecular function: microtubule minus-end binding; gamma-tubulin binding. The coding region runs from base 1 to 2862 and encodes 953 amino acids. The transcript has 3 exons. NCBI's taxonomy places the organism in Eukaryota, Fungi, Ascomycota, Sordariomycetes, Hypocreales, Hypocreaceae. Gene Ontology annotation, cellular component: centrosome; equatorial microtubule organizing center; gamma-tubulin complex. Gene Ontology annotation, biological process: microtubule nucleation; spindle assembly; meiotic cell cycle.
AUGGCCAGCGAUGGCUCCGAGGAUUAUGUCUUCGCCAUCCCCAACUUCUGGCCACCAUCGAAACUGCUGGACUCGGGGGCAGACGCACCGUCUGCUGGCAGCUUCUUUUCCACCAAUCUCACAAGCGCGGAUCCCUUCGCGCUCGAUCCCCUGACGCCAACACACGAUGGCUUCUUCAAGCUGCUGCCAAUCUCUCAAGACACUACCGAGACGGUCCAUGAAGAUGAUGCGACCGAUGCGACCGAAGCUCCGGGGCCCACGGAUGGAACUGAACAGACAUUUGAGCAAUCCUCUGCAGACGUGGACAGCACCGACGGUGAAGACGGAUCCGACCUGUGGCUGGAGCCCAAGAUGCCCUCCAAACCGAAGCCCCCCUAUAGAUCGUGGAACGGUUUCUACUCCGGCAAUGCGUCCGCGACGCACAAACCAAUGAUGGUUACAGAGGCCGGCCCGGCUGCCUACGACGCCCUGUUGAGCACCCCAAACGACCCGCUGAAGCUCAGGAAUGCGGGCGUUCCUGUUGUCGACACGAAAACAUACCUAUCCUCCUUGCUGGCUUUGGCACUUGGCGGAGAGUCGGUACUCUUUAUUCGGAAAGACGGAACUCAGGGCCUCAAGCCUGCGCUUCCCAAGAUGAGAGCCUCUGGGUAUUCCAGUCAUGUCCUACAAGCACUCGAGAACAAGUGUCUUAGGUGUGGAAGCACCUUGGUAGGGCUACGGUCCUUUGCGCAAACGGUUUACUCGGAACAUACGAGCCGAUGCGGCGUCGCCCUCGCCAGCACCGUCAGCCAAGUCCUGCAGGUUGUCCAAGAGUGGGUGGCCUUCAAUGGCCGAAACCCUCGCUCGCUUCUGCGGCUUCAAUCCACCGUCAACUCGGUGGUGGCUAUUUUGCGUCCCUUCAAGGCGCUCACAUCACAAUUGCGCCAUGGCCUAACAGAUGAAGAUAUUCUAAAUCUCGUCUUUCAUCAAGCUUAUACGGUGGACAGUAACGAAGAGUAUCUGCGUCAGAUUAUGCGAGAGGUGCUGCGGAGGGUCUCUGGGCCGUGGAUUGAGUUUCUUGAAGAGUGGAUAGGCACGAAGCGCGAGCAGGGACUGCCUUUCACCAAGGCCAAUCUUGGAGAAAGCAAAGGAUUUGUCAAGGUUGAAGCACGAGCCUUUCGGGAUGAUUUUGGCCGGGAGCUAUCAGAGGUCGACUACGUCUUGGACUCGAGCAAGAUGCCGCGCUUUAUGCCCGACGACGUGACCGAAACGAUCUUCGAGACUGGGCGCAACCUGCGGUUCAUCCGCUCUUUCCACGAGGACCAUCCCCUAGCUCAGCAGGAUGUCAUUGCGUCUAGCGAUCCUCCUCGAGCCAAGUGGCUCUACGACUGGGACGCCAUACUGCACCUCGAGAGCCGUGCCGUUGCGUAUCGUGACUGUCUAGCCGCAGCUAUCCAGUCGAGCCGUUCUGGCUACGCCUACGACCCCAUGGAAACCUCACUUUAUUUGGCACCCGAAAAGCCGGGUUCCAUACUUUCCUUCUUCGGACUGGAUACAACGGGCAUGGAGGAGCGCAUUGCCGCCUCGAUUGAGCAGUUUGCUCAACCAGUCUCAACACACGAUGCAGAGGAUCCCCUGAGUAGGAUCGUGCGCGAUAGACUUUGUGGGACGCAUGCAUCCGCGAUCGAGCUUUCUAAUUCCACUCCACACUGGUCCUUGCUUCCUGUCCUCUCCUUUGGCGUUAUUGCUUCGGCACAGGCCCAGGUGGUCAACAAGGAGACACUCAGGCUUCUCUUCACAGAACACAACUUGCGAGACCAUCUCAAGCUGCAGCGAGAGUUUCAGCUUCUUGGGAACGGCAAUCUAUGUAGCCGCCUUUCUCAUGCUUUGUUCGAUCCCGAGUUGGAAUCGGCAAACACGCGAUCAGGGGUCCCAAAGAAAAGCAGCGUCAUGGGCUUGCGGCUAGGGGGCCGUGAUAACUGGCCUCCAGCGAGUUCGGAGCUGCGACUGGCACUGAUGGGCAUACUCUCCGAUUGCUACAAUGCUUGUCAAGACGGCAAGAAAGCCGAAAGGACUGAACACAUAUUCGACAAGAACCUUUCCGACCUGCCAGGCGACCUGAGCUUUGCUCUGAGAGACCUGACAGAAGAAGAGAUUGAAAAAUGCAUGAACCCUGACUCUCUCGAAGCACUGGACUUUCUACGGCUAUCCUACACGGCGCCACCGCAGCUGAGCCCCAUCAUCACGCCGUUGAACCUGCUGCAGUACGACUACAUCUUCAAGCUCCUUUUACGAGUUCUGCGAAUGACGUUUGUCGUCAACCAGCUGUUCCGCGAUUCCAAUUGUCUGGCCCGCGAGUGGGAAGACCCCGGUGACGCAACGCUCCGAUUCGUUCGAGAAGCGCAGCAUUUCGUUUCCAGUGUGUCGGCGUAUUUCCUUGACACGGGCAUUUCCGUCCCCUGGCAGGUGUUUGAAAAGAAAUUAGACAAGAUUGAGAUGGAUCUGCACCGACCAAGCACGAGCAGCUCAUCGGAAGAGAUCCAGAGCCCUGACAAAUUGCAGGAGCUCCAUUCGCUCGUCCUCGAUCGGAUCAUGCUCGCCCUAUUUUUGCGGAAGAAGCAACAGCCAGUGUUGAAACUGCUAGAGGACAUUUUCAACACCAUCUUGCGAUUUGCAAAGAGCCUAAGACUAAGGCGGCUGGGAUUAAGUGAGGUAGAUACACAGGCAGAGCCGGAGCCCCUCUCGGAAAAGGCCCGUCGCACGGACGGAAAGAGAGGGAGAGAAGACAGGAUAUUCAAGGAACAAUACGGGACUGGAGACGAUAGCAUGGUUGCCCAGCUCCUGGUCAAGCUGGACAUGUGCGAUUACUACCUCAAGCGGUAG